Molecule: messenger RNA, 885 nt
Organism: Penicillium taxi
Lineage: Eukaryota; Fungi; Ascomycota; Eurotiomycetes; Eurotiales; Aspergillaceae
Exons: 2
Coding region: 1-885 (294 amino acids)
Source: RefSeq, a predicted model, not a curated record
AUGUCAUUCUCGUUUCCGUACCAUUUUGUAUUUCCCUCCGAGGAAGAGAAAGUCCACCGCCGUGAGCUUAUUGAUCUGAGGGGCUCAUACGCCCAAUGGUCGGUUAUUGUGGUCAUAGUCGCACUGCGGGCUAUUCAAAGCUGGAAUAUUGCAAUUGCCCAAGCAAGCGGCACAUCUCAACCACAUCGAAGGCCGAUCUCAUGGUGGGAUCGUCCGCCCAUUCCUGGGUGGCUUGAAACCCGGCGACAACACCUGGUAUGCGGGCUUUGGUUACUAUGGCUAGUUAGUCUUUCGAUCUGGAACAGCGGAGAUGACUAUCUUCACUUGACCAAGGCAUUGGGCCAUGUUGGCCUUUCUCAAAUUCCGCUUCAGGUUCUCAUGUCACCUGCAGCAUACAUUACCUCUAAGCCAUCUGCAUCAUCAGUUCUCUCGUUCGUGACAUCCAUUCCACAGGGAACUUUGACCCCGUACCAUCGCCUCUUUGGCCGUUUGGUCAUAUCGCCUCUGCUUUUUAGUCACGCUACGCUCUACCUCCUAUUUUUUGUGCAAUCUGAGCAUCCGGAGUUUGGAAUUCUUCUUGCCAAGCGUGUUCAGGACCUCGAUGUACAGUGUGGUCUAGUCGCUUUAUCCGCUGCUAUUGCCCUUCUACUUUUUGCUCGGCCACGUGGUGUCACGCAAAAGGGCGAUUCUCGAGUUCGAGCUGCGGGAUCUAUGCAGAAUCGGAAACGGUCUUUCUAUUUCGUUCAUGUUUCGUUGGUAGUUGUUUUGUGUUUUGCUGCUUACUUCCAUGUCCACCAGGCCAGGUUUUAUAUGGUCCAGACUCUGGGGGCGUCUGUUCUUAAUAGCCUGUGUUCGUUAGCUAUGGUUCGAUUUGAGGGCCUAUAG